Molecule: messenger RNA, 2807 nt
Organism: Halichondria panicea
Lineage: Eukaryota; Metazoa; Porifera; Demospongiae; Suberitida; Halichondriidae
Exons: 13
Coding region: 96-2705 (869 amino acids)
Biological process (GO): negative regulation of transcription by RNA polymerase II
Cellular component (GO): nucleus
Molecular function (GO): transcription corepressor activity; protein binding
Source: RefSeq, a predicted model, not a curated record
CCCAUAAGAAGCAUGUGCUUUAGAAAUGGGGUGGAUGUAGCUACUAGCUCGAGAGUAUAAAGGGUAGCAGUCAUCAUUCAGUAGAUCCAUCAUCAAUGAGUGCGUACACAUCUCAGGGUUGGUCUGCAAAUGGCUCUGCUGUAUAUACAGGAGAUCCCAGGGGCUCUCAUGAGGUGGAAAGAAGGCCAGAAGGAAGUGGAGACUUUGGAGUAAGACAGAAUGGUCGUGGGCAUAUGAAAGAUUUCCACGAUAGAGACUCUCCUCCAAACAACUAUAACAGGAGUCAUGGAGACAGACACUACCGCUACUCCUCAUCACCACCACCAGAGAGGGGACAAUAUUAUCCAUCUGAGCGAGCUAAGUAUCACUACAAUGGACACCCUCCGCAAAGAUCCUCUUUAUUACCUCUGCAAAGGCCUCUGCCUCGACACAGACACUCCCACAACAAUGUACCAUAUGCAUGGUACAGAGAGAGAAGACAGCCAUAUGUUUAUGAUGAGAGAAACAGAGGUCCCAUUCUCUCCUCUCCGGUGCUCACUGGAUCUGAGCAUCAUCGUAGUCCCAUUCUACCCCCUCCUGUGAUCACUGGACCUGAGCAUCAUCAUGGUUACAACGGUGGAAAUUAUUAUCCAAUUCCUCAACAGAACCUGGCACUACCACCCCACUCAUUUCGAGAUCCUAGAAUGAAUCGGAAAAGUGUUAGCGAUGGCGCAAGUAAUCAGUUUAAGUCUCAAUAUCAGAGUCUCUUGUUUCAGAUAUAUAGAGAGCAUUCCUACUGUGAUAAAACUUCAACAGGGGGCAGGAACAGUACAUGUAUGGAGUGUGAGUCGACAUUGCCACGAACACUUCUUAGUGUUGUUCCAAAGAAGAUUUUGAGACAGGCCUCUGAACCAUCACCACCUCGUCAAGUUACCACUCCAAAACCUGUAAAAGUUCAGCUUCCUGUCAGAAUAUCACACUGGCCUGUUGUAAGCAAUCACUCUGUUGAAAACUUUGCAAUGGACCUAGGAGAAGAUAUUGACUCUGGUGUCGAUAGUGCCACUGACGAGGAGAGAAAGGUUAAAGCUGAUGUCACGACAGAAGAAAUAGUACCUGCUGUAAGAAAGCCUUUUCACUUGCCAAGUGGAUGUUGGAGGUUAUCUCCAGUACUUAACAAAAUUCUAGAGCAUCCUCAAGAGGACGACGUACAGAGCCAAGAAAAACCAAUCGUUAAUCAACAAGUUCAGCCUAUGAGAAUUGGGAACUUGGAUAAAAAGCAACAGAGUGAGGUGAAGAAAAAGUAUAAGCGGAGAGUAAAAAGAAGGUUCACAGCAAAAAUUGACAAAAAGAAAAAGAAUCAGAAUCAAAAAAGUUCUAUGAAUAAUGGUGUACCGGCUGAAAUCAAGCUCCUUCUGUCUGGAGACUUCACUCCUGAGAUCCUGACAUCUCGUAGCCGUGCUGAAUCCUUUGCCCUUGCCCGACGUGAGGUAAUGGAGAAAGAGAUUGAAGUACACGAGAGAGAGCGUAUUCAAACUGCCAGGAAGGGCACGGACACUGACGAUUCUGGUGUACCAAAUGGUGUGCUCAAUUUGAAUUGCACAACAGACACGAGUAGUGAGUAUUCUGCUGCUAUGACAACAAGCAGCUCUCAAAGUAUAUCUCUAGACCAAGGGUCGUCAUCACAUGACCUGGACUCUGGAUUGCAAGACCUUGACUCUUCGGUGCAGGACACCAUUUCAGUGUUGAGCUCAGAUAGUUUGUUGGACGAAUUUCCUCCUGAAGUUGUUGCGCGCUGCAAGAAGAUCGCACAUGACAAAAGCUCUGGAGACACUCCUCUCCACAAAGUCUGCCGCAGAGGAAAAAUGGACAUGGUGCGCUGUCUCCUGUUCUACAUGAAGACAGACCCCAAUGUAGCAGACAACGCUGGAUGGACCCCUCUCCACGAGGCCUGCAGUAACAAUCGUCUUGUAAUUGCCAAUUACCUGCUAAAGAGUGGAGCUGAUGCUAAUGCUAGUGCCAGAGAUGGGACAAGGCCAAUUCAUGAUGCUAUUGAUAUUGGUGCUCUGGACAUAGUCGAGUCUCUUGUUCAACAUGGAGCUGACCCUACUGCUGAGCUGGGUGACAAGACCCCUCUGUACCUAGCCAAAACUACUAAUCAUCCACAGAUCUAUGACUACCUUCUGCCCAUUGUCAAUGACUACCAGGCUCGUAGGAAAGCACUGCAGAUGGCAUCCAGUGUUGCUCCGUCUACGAAGUCCGCUAAAACAGUGAUCAAACACUCAGUCGAGGCCCAAUGUGAUGACGAUCUGCUCACUCUACCAAUCAACGGCUACGACAAAAAUUCUGCAAGCUUUGGCAAAGAACUUGAUUUCCCUCUAGUGUACAUAUGUCCUAUUCUGGAGCUGUCAGAUGCCCCCAUGCUGACAGUCUACAACUUUGAGAUAGUUGUGGGGUGCAGUAACCCAAGGAGGCACAACUUCUACCUACUCCCUGAGCUACUAGACGCACUAGGUAUGAGUGAAUCACAACUGAGACAACACUGUUCGGAAAUUUCCGCUCUUGAGAUGACAGCGGGGGAUUUUUCAGCACAUGUGCAGAAGUCUGUUUAUGUCCAUACUCCUGCUAGUAUCAUGGCAAUGCCCCAAAAUACCAAGAUCAAGUUGUUGCCAGUUUGUUCACAACUACGGCAAUUGUUGGACAUUCAGAUUGUUAAUCUUGAUGAUUAGUAAUAAUUAUUUGUCUUCUUUAAAUUUAUGAAUUCCGUAUUAUCAUUAGUUUUGUAUGCACAAUAAUUAUCAAACAGGGAUAUAUAUAUGCAAGAAUUUCAA